CACACGUGCAGCAGUGUCAACAUGGGGAAAAGAAACCAGAACAAGCAACUUUUCACUAAUUUGUCCAAAAAACAGAAGAAACACUUGAAAGAAUUUGGAGAGGAGCAUCCAUUUCAUGAUGUAGUAAAUGAAAGACCAGAAAGAACUGAAAUAGUGCAACUGCCAGGAAGUCCAGAACAGUCUGACGAUGAGCCUGAUUUGGAGGACGAGGAGGAGGAACCAGAGCAUAAAACAGCCUACCAGAAGCUACUCUCAACUAUCAGCCAACCCGACAGUGACGACCAGAGUGAAGACGAGGAGAGCAUUGAUGAUGAAGAGGAAGAAGAGGAGCUUCUUGAUGAAGGGGACAGUGAUGGAGUUGGCGAUGACAGUGAGGAUGGUGAUGGUGAUGAAGAUGAAGGGGAGGAAGAGGUACCCGAGGAUGCAGAUGAAGUUGUGACUGAAGUGGUUGAAGGGGAGGGGGACGAGGAGGAUGAAGGGGAGAAGCAGGAGGCAGGAGAUGGAGAGUUCAUAGACAAGGAGAAUGAGUCCAAGUUCUGCCUGGAGAGCAACUUCAUUGGCGAAGGAGAAGAGGAGGAUGCUGAAAGCCCCGCUGAGCUUGACAGCAAGGACCUGUUUUUACAGCAUUUGGACACAGAGCUUAGUGAAGAGGACGUGCAAAAGAUUACUUCUCGCGGCAAAGCCAAGACCCAAAUAACGUGGCCAAAAGUGGGUGCUCUUCUCUGCACCAAUCCCCUGGAGAAGUUUGGCCCCAUCAGCUCACAGAAAGACACAAAUCCCCCAGUUUUCCACAAACUCUUGGAAGCCUGUUUGAAGGAUCUAAACUCUUCUAACACUGAAGUGGCAGUUAAGGAGGCCAGCCCCUUCCAGCUAGAGCUAUUGGCUCUCAUGAGCUCCUACAAAGAUCUCUACUACCCAGAGGCCUGCCCUUUGAAGCAGGGCCCUCAGGUUCGCAGUGCAUACUGCCUCCAUGUUCUCAACCACAUACUGAAGGCCAACUCCCACGUCCUAGCUCACAACACACAGCUCAGAGAGCAGAAAACUCAGCCUAAGCCUGGAGCUGAGCCGCAAGAUGAACCUAGAGACCAAGGCCUGACCCGGCCCAAGGUCCUGAUUCUUGUGCCGUUCAGAGGUGGAGCGCUCCACAUCAUUCAGACACUCAUCAGUUUGCUGGAGACCAAAAACAAGAAGAUAGUUGUCAGCAACAAGAAGAGGUUCAAGGACGAGUUUGGAGAGGAGGCAGAUGAAAAACCGUCCAAUCUGCAGAGACCAGACGAUUACCACACCAUUUUCUCUGGCAAUGUGGAUGAUCACUUCAGGAUAGGUAUCUCAAUCAUCAGGAGCAACAUGCGCCUCUACGCCCCUUUCUACUCAUCAGACAUCAUCAUCGCUUCUCCGCUGGGCCUCCGCACAGUGCUGGGAGCCGAAGGAGAAUAUAAAAGAGAUUUUGACUUCCUCUCCUCCAUCGAGAUGCUGGUGAUGGAUCAGACAGAUGUCUUCCUGAUGCAGAACUGGGAACAUGUCCUGCAUGUGAUGCAGCACCUAAACCUGCAGCCACUUGAUUCUCAUGGAGUGGACUUCUCCAGAGUGAGGAUGUGGAACCUCAACAACUGGGCCAGACACUACCGACAGACGCUGGUGUUCAGCUCCAUCCAGGACCCGCAGAUCAACAACAUCCUCACCAAGCACUGCGUCAACUACCGCGGACAGAUUGCUACUAAGAACAUCCCAAAAACAGGAUCCAUCUGUCAGGUGCUGGUUCAGCUGCCCCAUGUGUUUCAGAUGUUCUCCUCAGACACCUACCUGGACCAUGAUGUUCGGUUUGAGUUCUUUUUGGAUAAAGUGUUGCCACAGUACAGGGACUCGGUUAUGUCCCACACUCUGAUCUACAUACCCUCUUACUUUGACUAUGUCCGGUUGCGUAACUACAUGAAGAAAGAGGAGAUGAACUUUGCCAGCGUCUGCGAGUAUUCCAGCAAAUCGGAGGUAUCCCGAGCCAGGCAUUUCUUCCAGAAAGGGGAUACACAGUUCCUGCUCUUCACCGAACGCUUUCACUUCUAUAAGAGGUACACCAUCAAAGGGAUCCAGAACCUGAUAUUUUAUGGACUUCCCUCGUACCCGCACUUCUACAGCGAAGUGUGUAACAUGCUAUCAGCGGGCGGUCAGGGGGAGGAAGCCAGCUGGACCUGCACUGCCCUCUACUCCCGCUACGAUGCCCACAAACUGGCUGCCAUCACCGGAGCCCAGCGAGCCGGACAGAUGCUGCACUCCAACAAAUCUGUUCAUCUCUUUGUUACAGGAGGGGAAGAUAAAGCCUCCUGAUGGGGCUGGACAGUUAAAAAGAGGGACCACUGGACUGAAAACAUAGUAGAAAUCUACUGUAUUGCAUAUAAAAUCCUAUUAGGAUCUAUGCCACAAUACUUUCCAUUUUAUUUGGACAGUAUUGUAUUCACUCACUCAUGCACAAGGAAGAAAAUAUGUUUAUCAGUUUGUUUAACCACAACCACAAAGUGGUGGUUUAUGAAUUUACAUGUUAUCACUGUGAUAACACAACUUGGCUGUGUUUCAAGUUUCAGCAUAUAAUUAUUUUAUUAUGUUAACUGUCAUGCAAUUUGAAGAAUCCAUAUUUGUAGAAAUAUCUGUCUUAAAAGUGCCAAAGUUUUCUGAAAUUAUGAAAAUAAUGACCAAUUAAUUUUUAUGAUUGUUAGACUAGUGGCACUACAGUUACAAAUAAAAUGUAA
Messenger RNA from Scomber scombrus (Atlantic mackerel), 2741 nucleotides. It is a transcript of the gene utp25, whose product is annotated as UTP25 small subunit processor component. Gene Ontology annotation, molecular function: U3 snoRNA binding; rRNA binding. Gene Ontology annotation, biological process: maturation of SSU-rRNA from tricistronic rRNA transcript (SSU-rRNA, 5.8S rRNA, LSU-rRNA). The record is from RefSeq and is a predicted model, not a curated record. Lineage: Eukaryota; Metazoa; Chordata; Actinopteri; Scombriformes; Scombridae. Bases 22 to 2322 code for a protein of 766 amino acids. Gene Ontology annotation, cellular component: small-subunit processome; nucleolus. The transcript is spliced from 12 exons.